GGGGGUUCUGAAACGUAAACUUUGGCCGUACGGAAACUGCGUCGUAUUUGGAUGUCUCAUUGUCUUUGUGGCGAAAAGGCAGCGUGCUAAAUCCGUCGUUUGCCACCGUCGAGCGGCAGCUGAAGCCCAAAACAGAGUCACCGUCUUUUUCUCUCUCCUUUCAGAUGACGGCGCUGAGACCUCUCCCCGGGCGAUCACGAUCGCUGCGAUAUUCGUCGGAGAAGAUGGAAGGUACCGGAAGCUGGGACGUGCUUGAAUGGACUAAACUCGAUUCAGCUUCGUGGUCAAGCUCGUAUUCGAACUUGGAUUGCUUGCUGGAAGCUGAGAAGAUUCUCUUCGAGGCUUGUGGAGUUAUUCUCAUUAACACCAAUGAGGCAGGGACCCUCUUGUUGUCAAAUUUCCGUAUUCUGUUUUUGAGUGAAGGAACCAGAAAGCUUGUUCCGCUUGGUACAAUCCCUUUUACAGCUAUCGAGAAGUUUAACAAACUGGCGCUGAAAGUUCAAUCAAAUAAAUAUCACAACAACGAGAAUGCACCAAAUCGACUUUUACAGGUCACUGGAAAAGACAUGAGGAUAGUGGUCUAUGGUUUUCGACCUGGAACCAAACAGAGACGCGCUGUAGUUGAUGCACUAUUAAGGUCUAAUAAACCAGAGAGAGUAUGGGAUCUUUAUGCUUUUACAUGUGGGCCUUCCAAAUUCAGUAACACAAACCCAAAGGAAAGAUUGCUUAAUGAAUACUUUCGGCUUCUUGGAAAAAGUUCACAACGAGCAUCAAUGAAUAUGAUUGAAGACGGUUCAUUCACUCUGUCCAAUGACCUUUGGCGGAUAACUAACUUGAACUCGAAUUAUGAAAUUUGUCAGAGUUAUCCGUUUGCUUUGAUGGUUCCAAAAUCCAUUAGUGAUGAAGAUCUGAUCCAGGCUUCUACUUUCCGAGCAAGAUGUCGCUUACCUGUGAUCUCGUGGUGUCAUCCGGGAAGUGGAGCUGUGAUUGCUCGCUCAUCACAACCUUUAGUUGGUUUGAUGAUGAACAUGAGGAGUAACUUUGAUGAGAAACUAGUCGCUUCAUUUUGCACUCAGUUAGCUGGCCAUAAGGAAGAACGAAGGAAGCUUUAUAUAGUAGAUGCAAGAUCUAAGAAAAAUGCAUUAGCAAAUGGAGCAAAGGGAGGAGGCUCAGAAUCGUCUUCAAAUUAUUUGCAAUCUGACGUCUGUACAUGGCCUAAACUGGUUUGCAGCUCAAUAUUUUGUCUUCUGGAACUGCUUGUUUUUACUGACAAUGUUUCUCUUCAGAUUAUUUUUUUGGGGAUAGACAACAUACAUGCAAUGAGAGAUAGCUUUUCCCGCCUUAGGGAUUAUUUAGAUAUGCAUGGUACAACAUCGUCCGAUGGGACGUCAUCAUUCUUGAGGCAUGGUGGCUGGACGUGGGGUGGAGGUAAUCUCAGUAGUAUGUCUGCUUCAGUAUCUUUGCUUGGAGAUAGUGGUUGGUUGAGUCACAUCCAGAGCAUCUUAGCUGGUGUAGCAUGUAUUGCUGCACGUGUUGCUAUGGAGUCAGCAUCCGUUCUAGUGCACUGCAGUGAUGGAUGGGACAGAACAACGCAGCUGAUUUCUCUUGCAUGCUUAUUACUUGAUCCAUACUACAGAACAUUUUCUGGGUUCCAGGCUCUUGUCGAAAAGGAUUGGUUAGCAUUUGGUCACCAAUUUUCUGAUCGGGUGGGAAUGCCUAACGUGUCUGAAUCUUGUAAUUUUGAAGUACCAAUUCAGUCUUCUUCUGCUCGAAGUUUCCCUUCAUCUCCAGUACAGCAACUUUCAGGAUCAGCAAUUGCUCAAUCUUCUAGCUCUUCAUAUGGGCUGAACAACUAUUCUCCUAUAUUUUUGCAGUGGCUUGAUUGCGUUUCACAGCUAAUGCGGAUGUAUCCUUCGGCUUUCGAGUUUUCUCCGACUUUCUUGGUAGAUUUCAUGGACUGCUUGCUUUCAUGUCGUUUUGGGAACUUUUUUUGCAAUAGUGAAAAAGAGAGGCAACAAUGUGGGAUUUCUGAGACCUGUGGAUGUCUUUGGGCCUACUUGGCUGAUUUGCGUUCCUCCAGUGGAACUUUUCAUGUCCAUUGUAACCCAUUUUAUGAUCCUUCAAUACAUGAUGCCCUAUUACUACCUGCUGCAGCAGCUCUAGCCCCGACUCUCUGGCCCCAGUUCCAUCUCCGGUGGGCCUGCCCUGUGGAACCGAACGCUGCAGAAAUCGAGGACCAAUUUAGAGCCAUGACUGCUAUGUAUUCAGAAAUGAAAAAGGAGAAAGAAGAAGCUGAAAGGAAGGUAGAUGAGUUAUCUUCUGCAGUGGAGUCACUGAGAGAAGAGUUACUGACCGAGAGAGACAUAAGCCAUGCAGCUAGAGAAUCAGCAAAGAGAGCUACAAAAGAGUGUGCCGUCAUAUCACGAGCUGUGCAGUCACUUGGCUGUAAAGUGAAAUUCACAAAGAACGGAGAUUGCACAGUUGAAGUAGAAGACGGGCCGCAGAAGUGUUCUCACUCAAUUCUCCAAAAUCCAUCAGACACCACAGAUGUCUCAGAAUCUAUCUCAUCGGUGACUGAACAAAAUGUUUGUGAAGCAUUGUGUCCGUUGCGUACAAGAGAAGGAACGUGUCGAAGGCCUGAUGCGGGUUGUGCUCAGAUAGGGAGCCAAUUUCUUGGUUUAAAAACAAACUUUGAAGCGUUUGAAAAUCUCUCCAUCCGCGAAGGCUAUUUUGCAGCUGAAUGAGAGUCCCAAGUUACACCAGCUUCACCGUAAAUGUGUGUGUGUGUGUGUUUUUUGACAGAGUAAAGGCAUAGCAACAGCAAUGAGGAACAGAAACAUCAAUAAAACCCGCCUAAAAAGAAAGGCGGGUUAGAAAACCUGCCAAACCAAGAGAAUGUGGGUGGGCGUCGGGAACUAACUUCUUCUUGUAUAGCAAUGCGAUCAUGUUGCAGCAGGUUGGUGUUAUCGACCUCAGGCAUCAUUGAGAACGUUAGAUAUUAUUGUGAUUUUGUUUUUGUUGGUCCCGUUGAUAAAAAGACUGAACGUUAUGUACAAUUUCUCAACGAAGUUGUUGUAACUAAAACUGAUAAAUAGGAUUACUGAGACAAGCAAUAGUCAUCAUUAUAUAUAUAA
This is a messenger RNA of Capsella rubella, 3134 nucleotides long. Its product is annotated as phosphatidylinositol-3-phosphatase myotubularin-2. Gene Ontology annotation, biological process: dephosphorylation. Lineage: Eukaryota; Viridiplantae; Streptophyta; Magnoliopsida; Brassicales; Brassicaceae. The record is from RefSeq and is a predicted model, not a curated record. Gene Ontology annotation, molecular function: phosphatase activity. The coding region runs from base 165 to 2744 and encodes 859 amino acids. The transcript is spliced from 18 exons.